This is a messenger RNA of Polychytrium aggregatum, 1108 nucleotides long. RefSeq lists its product as uncharacterized. The record is from RefSeq and is a predicted model, not a curated record. The coding region runs from base 87 to 740 and encodes 217 amino acids. The transcript has 4 exons. NCBI's taxonomy places the organism in Eukaryota, Fungi, Chytridiomycota, Chytridiomycetes, Polychytriales.
GGUCCGAUGGUGGUGGCGUUGGGGAGGGUCGUUCCAAUAUUAGCCAAGCUCAAGUCGAGCAGAUUUGCAUAGCGUUCGAAGACAACAUGGCCCGUGUCGCAGACGGCUUGGACGACCCGGCUGAAGCGCAAUCCAAGAUGGUCGCAGCCUUCAUUGAACAGCACUUCACCAUGCCAAACCUACUCAUAAUCCUGGGCCACAGCUUCACGGUCGGCAGUAGCCAGAACACUUUGCCACCGAUGGUCGAAGACUGCUUUGGCUCGUUUGCCCUGCGGCAUCCCCGCGAUCUCAAGAACGCCAUCGGAUUGACGGUUGGGGCAAAGGCCUGGAGCAAGCAUGCGCAUCGGGCGACAACUGGAUACUGGGGAUCUGUCAAAGGGACUACUCAAGAUAAGAACGAAACGGCCGCGAAGCUGCUCGCACGCAUAUUUUCUGAGGCCGUUUGGUUCAACAUCCACGCGCUGCCGCACAACAUCCGGGUCUACGAGAUCCGUACUCUGCAGGGGUAUGGGGCGCGGUGGUAUCUGACCGAGGAGCCGCUUCCUCCAGCGGACGAUCCAGAGCCAGGGACAGACCCCGAUCCCGACGCUGCAGCUCCUGAUCGCAUCGAUGCUCCGGCGAAGGCUCGGCCCGAGUCUCUCGGAGCCAAGCUGCGGAUCUCCGGCACCAUGGCCAUCGAGUUUCGUGGGUUCCUCGAGCCGUUCAUGGAGAACGGCCAUGAGGUCGGGUGGGUGCACUAGAACCGAGCUCCAUCGGCUCGAUGGUCCGGGGAGCACUCGAUGGCACGUCGUCUGAUGCAGCAAGAGGCCAAUUCAUCGAUCACCACCGAAUCCAGUCGAUCGAUGCGGCCAAGCCACGGAGCAUACGCUGUUCUCGGACGGACUUGGUAUCUGUCGCAGUCGAUCAACAUCAGCAACAGUCGACUGCCAGUGAGUGUGGUACCAUAUGCACUGUCCCAAGUGUCAAUCGGGCGUCCACGGAAACAUCGUCUCGGUGUGGCAUAUGCAAGCCCCCCAUGGUGCUGACUGGACGCAGUCAUGUUCUUCAGAAUACACAUGGUUCACACUCGCAGCAGCAGAUCCAAUAAACGACGAGCGGAUGCUGAUGA